AUGGAAGACGCAGAACUUGAACAGAUCCGCAAGGCUCGUCUGGAGCAGCUCAAGGCGCAAUCAGGCGGGGGAUCCGGCGCGGCAGCCGGCGCUGGAGCAGGCAGCUCAGGUCAAGGGCAGGCCGAGCAGAAGAGACAGCAAGAAGCCGAAGCCCGCCAGUCCAUUCUCAACCAGAUCCUCCACCCCGAGGCGGCUGACCGCCUGGGACGCAUCCGGCUGGUCAAGGAGGAGCGGGCGACCGACGUCGAGAACAGGCUGAUCAUGCUGGCGCGGUCGGGCCAGCUGCAGCAGAAGGUGACCGAGGCUCAGCUCAAGGAUCUGCUCUCCGCUGUGUCUGCAAACCAGGAGAAGGAGAAGAUUGUGGUGAGCCGGCGCAAGGCCUGGGAGGACGACGACGACGACCUGCUGGAUUUGUAA
Molecule: messenger RNA, 417 nt
Organism: Diaporthe amygdali
Lineage: Eukaryota; Fungi; Ascomycota; Sordariomycetes; Diaporthales; Diaporthaceae
Product: double-stranded dna-binding domain-containing protein
Exons: 4
Coding region: 1-417 (138 amino acids)
Cellular component (GO): cytosol; nucleus
Molecular function (GO): DNA binding
Source: RefSeq, a predicted model, not a curated record